AUGGUACUCGCUCGCUCUCCCCGCCUCCAGGCAACCAAGACUGCACCACGCGCAGCGCUGCUAUGCCUCGUCAUUUCCAUCGCGCUCUCCGCGCCGUGCGCCGUGCGCGGCGCGCAGGUUCCCGCGGCGUCGUCGAUAGCAGCGGCGCUGUCAAGCGCGGAGUCGCCAGCGGAGUCGUUCAACGUGUCGCUGCUCGUCCUCAACGCCACCGGGCUGCUCGCCAAGCUGCCCGCGCUCGCGCCGCUCACUCUCUUCGCGCCCACCGACGCCGCGUGGCGCGCCGCAUUCCACGCCCUCGCCCUGCCGUACCUCAGCGCCUACAUUCCCUUCCCCGGUCCCGCUGUCGGUGGCGAGACCCUCCGGAAGAACGGGAACAGCUCGGGCGGCGCGGGCGAUUCGGACGCUGCCAACUCCAUUAGCCCCGCGCAGCCGACCCCAGCGCCCGGCGUUCCCCCCCAGGCGGGAGACGCUACUAGCGGCGGUGCGAGCUCGGCGAUGGUUCCCGGCCUUCCGCAGAUUGACUUGCCGCUGCCCGGCGUUCCCGACCUGCCCAUUCCCGAAAUUCCCGGCGGGCUGGACGGGUUGAAUGUGACAAUGCCUUCGGAUAACAUGACGCUUGCCACGCCCGAUUUCAACAUGACCAUGCCCAACAUGACCAUGCCCAACAUGACCAUGCCUGGCAUCAAUAUCACCACGCCCGACUUCAACUGGACCUUUCCCGAUGUAAACACGUCCAUGCCCAACAUGAACCCGCUGACUUUCAACCCGCUUCUCGCCGCACUGAGCGCCGUGUUUUCCGGCGACGGGACGCCCGCGUCGCUGGCGGCGCUGGCGGCGCUGGCGAAGGAGCGGCCCGAGGCGCUGCAGGCUCUGUCGGAGCUGCUCGCGUACCACGUGGCGACCACGGCAGCGCUGAACUCGGCGGCCAUCGCGGCGCAGUUCACAGCGGCGGGGGAUGCGGGCAACUUGACGACGGUGGACGGGCGGGCGCUGUGGGUCAACUACAACACGAGCGAGUCGGCGGCGCUGCUCAACGCGUACUCGCCGGCGCAGCGCGCGCUGAUUAGCGAGGGGGUGAGCGUGGGGUACGACGGCACGGUGUACUUCCAGAAUGGCACCACCGUGGCGGCCAAUGGCACGGUCAUCUUUGACCCCGCGACGAGCCCCGUGGCCGUUGACUCGGAGGGCAACACGUACUUCGCCAACGGCACCGUCGUCAGCGCCAAUGGCACCGCUGUGAGCACCAACGGCACCAUCGACGGGCCGGGUCUCUCCGUGCCCCCCACCGUCUCAUCACCGUCCGAUAUGCCCCCCGCCACCGCCAUGCCCGCCCCCAUUGAUGUGCCCCCUGCCACCACCAUGCCCAUCGUCCUGGUGGAGCCAAUCCCGAGGGUCAUGGGCGGGUGGGGCGACUGGGGCAACUGGGGCAACUGGAGCGCGGAGGCGCAGCAGCAGUGGUGGGGGAAUGCGACGGAGUGGAUGAACGGGGCCGUGCCGGGGCUGAACGUGACUGCCAGCGAGUACCUCGCCUGGCUCAACGCCUCCUCCCUCGCCUGGGCGGCAGGCUUUGAUGCCAUGUGGGAGCAGGCUGGCAGCGACAUGAACGUGGCUCGGGUGGUGCGGGCUGAUGUGAUGGACAGCGCUGGCAUCGUGGUGCAUGGUGUGGAUGGCGUGCUGUUUCCCCACUUCCGCGACUUGCCCGUGUUGAAGGGCGGCGCAGGAGGAGGAGAGGGUGCCGUGCCUAUGCCCAUUGCCGUGCCUGUCGUGGCACCUGGUGGCGUUGCUAACGACAGCGCGAACGGCACCGGCACGAAUGGCACUAUGACUGGCGGGAAGCCCAACGACAGUGUUGCCACAGGUGCUGGUGCUGUUGCUGGGUCUAGCAACAGCAACAGCAGCAGCAGCGGUGAGCAGGAUGCAUUUAAGAUUGCGGCGAGUGGCACGCCAGCACCACCUGCUGGGUCAUCCCCCCCGAGCAAAUCACAGAGCAAGGCUGCUGCAGUCCCCCUCCUCUUGGCUACUGCACUCUCCCUUGUGGCUCUGCUGUAG
Closterium sp. Naga37s-1 is the source of this 2049-nucleotide messenger RNA. The record is from the annotation of a GenBank genome assembly. Lineage: Eukaryota; Viridiplantae; Streptophyta; Zygnematophyceae; Desmidiales; Closteriaceae.